AUGGCAGACGAAGCUCGAUAUGAGAUCUACCGCUUUGACGACCAGAUCAAGACUCUUCAGGAGAAAGCAAUCGUCGAGGUGCUUACUUCGACACCAGGACAGAAGCAAUCAAGAUUGGGUUCAUAUGGCUUAGACAAGUUAUGCGAAGAACUUAGUGAAGAAGUGAUACGAGGCAUGAACGGACCUCUCACACGAUGGGCUACCAGCUGCGGUCUUGUCAUCACAGAUCUCAGCAGACCACAUUUUCGAUCUGAAGCAUUCCGACUGCAGAAAGGCAGUGCUCUGUGGCCAGGUGAAAACUCCACCGCAUUACUCGUACCUUUGAGUAAUGGCAGCGCGCAGAUUGAUCUAAUUCCCCGCGGAGGAAGUAAUUCUGUCAUCUCACACAACUGGGAUCCCCGAACGGUCAUUCACCUACACGAGAUGGGGUUUGAGCUUCGAGGGACCGGGAGUGUUCGGUUCAUUUACAUCCUGUUCCGAACAGCCCCUUGCCCGGAAUAUCGAGUCUGGUGA
This is a messenger RNA of Fusarium sp. VM40, 513 nucleotides long. The record is from the annotation of a GenBank genome assembly. Lineage: Eukaryota; Fungi; Ascomycota; Sordariomycetes; Hypocreales; Nectriaceae.